CUCGAUGUUUACGAUAUCAAUCACCUUGCCCGAGGGCGUGAUCGCCUAUGAAACAGGAGAAGGCAGGUACCCGAAUUCCGUGCCUAGAUAGGUAACCUUACCUUAUCAUAAUCACAUGCUCUAUGAUAGCGGGGAAUGGACAGUGUGAGCAAUGUUCCUUUGUCGACAGCUGUUGAUGUCCAUGACCCCUUUGUACCAAGACACACACACACACACACGCUUCCUCCUCUCAACCUUCAGUCUCGUUAGAUUGACAAUCGACAGCCAUCUCCACUCAAGCACACCGCUCGCAAUAUGGAAAAGACUAACGGCGUAGGCGGCGAUGCUGCUAUUCUGCAAGAAAUUCUUGCCAGUCUCAAGACCAUCCAGCAGGAAAACACCCAUCUUGCUGCUGCUGUAGAUGCCAUCAACGGGCGGGUGAAUAUCCUUGCUGGAGUUAAGCAGGUCAAGGACUUGACCUUCGAUCCUGCUGCUGCCGAGCGAAACAAGGUGCAUCAGACAAACCCGGUUGUUCCUGAAGAUGUGCCUUCGAGUCCUGAUCUAGCAGUUGUACAAGAGUCGGGCCGUAGAUCUAGCACGACCUCCAAGAUCAUUCUUACCUCGUACCCCGGUCAGGCUGGUGUCGACCCUCUCCCCAUGGAUUGGGGAAACAAAGACCCUUCUCUUCGAGGCCCGGUGGUCGUUUCGAGAAACCCCAGUUCAAUUAGAAGACGAAACGCCAUUGGUGCUCAUGGCGGUUCCUAUGCUAUAUACAAUGCACUGGCCGUGGCGAGCAAGAAUCUCAACACCGACCACCGCCCGGAUUUUACCAACACUGAGCCAGCUGCCAACAUUGGUCCCUUUCCUCAAUGGGCUGAUCCGAAGAAGAUUGUUGCAAUGGAUCCCUUGGGACAUCUUGCACCAUGGCUCUUCAAGGAUAUCAUUCAAAAGGAAGACGUCGACAUCAGGCCUACAAUUGCCAUCACUAAGGCGCACAUGAAGCUCCCCGAGAUCGAGGAAAGUGUCAGAAAGGGUAGAUUGGUGCCUGAUGGCAAAAUCUGUAUCAAUGAGUCUGGCGAGCUUGCAGUGACAAAGUUCGCUGUCGAACCAGUUUGGUACCUUCCUGGAGUUGCGGAGCGCUUUGGUAUUGAUGAGGGAGUACUCAGACGUUCUCUCUUCGAACACACUGGUGGUUCGUACCCUGAGCUUAUCACUCGAGGAGACAUCAAGACUUUCCUGCCCCCAAUUGGAGGUUUGACCGUAUACUGCUUUGGUGAUCCUGCCAAGAUGUCUGAUCCUAAUGUCAAGCUUGCCUUGCGUAUUCACGAUGAAUGCAAUGGUUCGGACGUUUUCGGCUCAGAUAUUUGUACCUGCAGACCCUACCUGACAUUUGGCAUUGAAGAGGCAGUCAAGGAGGCUCAGAACGGAGGUUCUGGCGUCGUUAUAUACUUCCGUAAGGAAGGUAGAGCUCUUGGAGAGGUCACAAAAUAUCUUGUAUACAAUGCAAGAAAACGUGGCGCCGACCGCGCGAGUGAGUACUUUAAACGUACAGAGAACAUUGCUGGCGUCAAGGAUAUGCGCUUCCAAGCUCUGAUGCCUGACAUCCUCCAUUGGCUUGGUAUCUCCAAGAUUGACAGAAUGUUGAGCAUGUCGAACAUGAAACACGAUGCCAUUGUCGAACAAGGCAUUCCUAUUAUCGAGCGCAUCGAACUGCCAGACGAGCUGAUUCCUGCGGACAGCAGAGUAGAGAUUGAUGCUAAAGUGCACGCUGGAUACUUCACCAACGGCAAGAUCAUGACAAUGGAUGAGCUGUCGAACGUCCAGGGUCGGGCUUGGGAAGACGUCGACCACUGAUCGUAGUUUGGAUGAUUCGUUUGUCCUCCUGACUGAGGUUACAUCGUUGGCUCAAGAAUCGGGCCUGACUAGAAAUGCAUGCAUGACGGAGUAUUUUCAUCUUUAGGCUAGCUUGGCUUACUCCUGCAUGGGCGCUGUAAUUUGGAAGGUUCAUACUAGAAAUGGAGGGCACUUUCUUCCAGGACACAACUAAACUCACCUUUGUACUUGCUGUUCUUUCGAUCUCGCUCUUCUAGCAUACUUGUGUAUAGAACCAGAGGGUUCCUUCUCAAUGAAAGUUUUGACGAUCUUGGCUUGGGCCGGGGAU
Messenger RNA from Aureobasidium subglaciale EXF-2481, 2140 nucleotides. RefSeq lists its product as uncharacterized. Gene Ontology annotation, biological process: riboflavin biosynthetic process. The transcript has 8 exons. Gene Ontology annotation, molecular function: GTP cyclohydrolase II activity. Bases 295 to 1833 code for a protein of 512 amino acids. NCBI's taxonomy places the organism in Eukaryota, Fungi, Ascomycota, Dothideomycetes, Dothideales, Saccotheciaceae. The record is from RefSeq and is a predicted model, not a curated record.